This is a messenger RNA of Alosa alosa (allis shad), 5665 nucleotides long. RefSeq names its product failed axon connections homolog, metaxin like GST domain containing a (gene faxca). Bases 198 to 1451 code for a protein of 417 amino acids. The record is from RefSeq and is a predicted model, not a curated record. NCBI's taxonomy places the organism in Eukaryota, Metazoa, Chordata, Actinopteri, Clupeiformes, Clupeidae. Gene Ontology annotation, cellular component: cytoplasm. The transcript is spliced from 6 exons.
UCUGCCAGACAGCGGCGGUGCUCGGCUGCGGAGGAUGCCGACCCCGACGCGGGGACGACAGCCAGGCGAGAUGCCCGCUUCCCCCGAGCUCCCAAGUCCCGAACCGGCCCUCGCCGAGAACCAUUAGCAUCCAUGAAGCCUCCCUUGCUGAAUCCUGAAGGGGCCAAAGGGCGGAAAAAGGAGACGAAGAAAGAAGAAUGUACUGGAGAGUAGGGUUCGCCUGGUCUCCCGCCUGUGUGGUUGAUUUUGGCCGGAAUCAGAGCUUCUCAUUCGGCCUGUGCGGCUCGGAUGAGCGGUAUUCGUUAUAUGGGUACAUCAUCGCCUAUCCCUUGCAGGACUACGCCGGGAUCAUGUCGGCUCUGGGCUCGGAUUCCUGGUGGAGGAAAACGCUCUAUCUGACCGGGGGCGCUCUCCUCGCUGCCGCUGCCUAUCUGCUGCAUGAGCUGCUGGCUAUUAGGAAGGAGCAGGAGCUGAGCUCUCAAGAUGCCAUCAUCCUUCACCAGUUCUCCCGGCCCAAGUGUGGGGUCCCCAGCCUGUCCCCCUUCUGCCUCAAGAUGGAGACCUACCUGCGCAUGCUGGGUCUGCCCUACCAGAACUACUUCGAUGGGAAGUUGUCUCCGCAGGGCAAGAUGCCCUGGAUCGAGUACAAUCAGGAGCAGGUGUGUGGCACGGACUUCAUCAUGGACUUCCUGGAGGACAAGCUGGGCAUGACCCUCAACAAGAGCCUUAGCCCACAGGAGAUGGCCAUCUCCCAUGCCGUCACCAAGAUGGUGGAGGAGCACUUCUACUGGACAAUAGCAUACUGCCAGUGGGUGGAUAACCUGGAGAAGACGGAGGAGAUGCUGGCGGUGAGCGGGCCCCUGAGCCACGUGCUCAAGUGGAUCCUGAGUCACCUGACCAGCGGCAUCGUCAAGCGCGAGAUGUUCGGCCACGGCAUCGGACGCUUCUCCAAGGAGGAGGUGUAUGCACUGAUGGAGAAGGACAUGCGAACCCUCGCCAUUCUGCUAGGUGAUAAGAAGUACAUCAUGGGGCCGAAGAUGACCGCGGUGGACGCUACGGUGUUUGGCCAUCUAGCCCAAGCCAUGUGGACCCUGCCGGGAACUCGUCCAGAACAGCUGAUCAAAGGUGAGCUGAUCAACUUAGCCAUGUACUGCGAGCGCAUCCGUCGGAAAUUCUGGCCCGAGUGGUUCGUGGACGUGGACGACUUCUACUACGACGGCUCGUUCGAUGACAGUACCGCCUCGUCCUCCCACCUUCUGGACCUGGGCCUGUACUCACGGACCGACACGUUCCAGGACGAGUCCAACACACACACACACACGCCCCCGCACCCACACACACACCCGCUAGACUCCAACCUGCACACGCCGGAUAGCGACCGCACAGGCCAGUCGCUCUUCGACUCCGACAUGGACACCGAGGUCUCAGACAUGGAUCAGCUGAAGGGUUAAAGUUUCCCACAAUGCCUUGCACGGAGCCCUCCUGUACUCAUUUGCCAAACUCCCCCCUCCCUCCUUCUCCUGCCUUCCUCUCGAAGAACACCCCACGAGGGGUUGAUGACUGCAUCACAAAGAUGACACAGAUGAUGAUGAGGAGGAGGAUGAUGAUGGUGGUGGAGGUGGAGAAAACGAAAGCAUAAAACCAUCAGGGGAAAAGCGAAGGGGAGAAAAGGGCAGGAACUGAGAAAGAGAGAGAGAGAGAGAGAGAGAAAGAGAGAGAUAGAGAGAGAGAGAGAGAGAGAGAGAGAGCGGGAGUCAAUGACGCCGUUGCUGAGUAACUCCACCCACGGUCAGGUUACCUCCUCGAUGCGGCCAGUCAUCGCUGCGACAGCAUGUCCACUACAUUCCCCAGCCAGUCUGUUUUUAGAGUUUUAUAGUGUGCGCGCCUCUCAGAUGCCUUCGGUUGGUACAGAUCUUAAUAUGCCAUGAGGACAUGAGCUUACUCUGUCUCUUAGCAACCAGCAUGUCAAUUUGAUAUUGACAUGCUUCUUAAGGAAUACUACGGUAUAUGAACUCACAUACUCAACUCAUGCUUACUGUGUGCGUACUGUUUGUGAGCCUCUUAAGUGUGUUGUGUGUGAUUGGACAGGUCUACGAGCUGCCUGUCUGGAACACUAACAACCUCCUCAAUCCAGACAGCAGUAGAUUCUGCACUGCAUCUAGCCUUGAUCAGCUCCGAGACCAAUUAACACUGACAUGAUUAAAGCAUCUACUGGAAGAUGACUGAACAAAUCUGAGAAUAACAGAAUGGGAUACCUAAAUUGUGGGAAGGAAAUAGUUUGAUCAACUAAUAUUAACACAUUUGAUAAUCAAUUCAACAGUAUAAACAAUAUAAAUGGUUAUUAAUACAAGUACUAGUGUACAUGACAAGCUUGUUUCAGUGACAUCUUGAAGUGCUUGGCAGGGGUUUGUGCGGCUAUUCCCAUCUCCCACUCUACAGAGAGCAUGUGGUCCAGACCAACUGGCUCCGAGGCCCUCAGUGGACCUGCCUUGCCUUGUGAAACCCCGUGCAUGCUUACUGUCCAAGGGGCCUUCGAGCGGAAACGUCUGGAUUGGACCGAGGACAACAAGGAAUUACAAAACACACAGGAGCUUCUGAGACACGUGUGUGUGCAUGUGUGUGUGUGUGUGUGUGUGUGUGUGUGUGUGGUUUGAGCUGGGAUUUCUUUCAUUGUUGAUCCGUCCACUGUAGUGUGUGUGUGGCAUGUAAGUGUGUGUGUUUGUUUUCUUUUUCAGAGCAGUUGAGCUGAGCUUAACCUUUGAGGUGCAUACUGAUAGAGAGGGCAAAUGUGAGAGAAAGGGGUAAAAACGAGGGGGUAGAAAGGGUGACCCUGAAUCUGGUGGAUAAUGGCAUGGGUGGUGUUGUCUGUGUUGUCUCUGGUUUGAUGGAUCUGUACAGGUGUUUGUCAGGCAUCAGACACCCAUGCUGUCCAUUGAGAGAGAGAUUGUUAUGUCUUUAGGGGCAAUUAGCAGUGAUUUGUCUUCUUAAAACCGCUAUUGCUUUCACAGAAGAUGUUGGCCAGUCCCUUAAAGAAAUGCUUCAGUUGAUGGCAGCAUUUUUUGAAAAAGACUGUGGCCAACGCAUGAGGAAUACAGAGUCACACGAAAUUAUUAACAUUUAAACUCAAAGGCGUUGACACGUGGUGCACAAAAAAACAAAAGGAAAAUUUGACAAUGCUAUUGCAAUUUUAUUUACAACACUUUCUGAAAUGUACCAGUCAUCUACAAAUCCAAGAAGCGCUGGUGUUUGUGACUUUGAAGUUUAUUUCAGGUGAAGUCUCUUAAAGCCUUAUGUUAGACAGCCACCUGCCAUCCCAAAGAGAGGGAGGUGCACCCCUUCAGGCAGUGUUUUAAAGCUGUGAUGAUGGUAGUUUUGGGCAGCUGAUGAGUGGAAAUUUACCAGCUGUUGUGACAAAGCAGUGUCUCCUUAAGUGAAAUAAUUGCUGCAGUCCACUAUUGUCCCUCUGUUGGCUUUGGCCCCUUUGCUCAUUCUCGUAGCACUAUUAGGUCAAAUUACUCAUUCACAUUCGUGCAGACUAGACAUUCCUUAGUUAGAGGAAGUGUGUGACCUGUCCUCUAUCCUGUGCUGACUGAGCAAAGGGGAGUAGCAUCCAGGCUGGCAUGAGGUCCUAAAGCCACCCAGGUUCAUGUUGUGCUGACUGAGGCGAUUGAUUCAUCCAUUUUAGACUAAAGCUUGUGGCUCAGAUAGAUCUGCAGGCAUUUCAGAAUGCUUCUCUGUUGUUAUGAUGGGAAUGGGCAUUACUGCAUUGUGUGUCUGUGUGUUUGUGUACGUAGCUGUGUUCCUGUGUACCUGUGUGAGUAUAUGAGCACCUGUGUUUGUGUGUGUGUGUGUGUGUGUGUGUGUGUGUGUGUGUGUGUCCAUAUGCUGCAUGAGUGAGUCACCAUCACGCAUGAGCAGACUUGGAUCCACAGGCUCGUAGUCAGGCAGAGAUGGAGCUCAGCUGGGGUUGCACAGUCUGCAGCAAAGUGGAAGAACAACAACACACACACACACACACACACACACACACAAAUUCAGAAACACACAUACAACUGUAGAGGGUUCUAGUCAUUAGUGUCUGAUUCACCCCUCCCUCCCAUGCCAAAUAGACUGUGUGUGUCUCUAAGAGAGAUGAAGCAGUGUGUGUGUGUGCACUGAACUGAUGGGAGAGCCAGGAGUGUGUUAGUGUGUAGGGCCUACUCAUGGCAAAAUCAUGUACAGUUAAAACACAAAAGCACAGUUGUACUGUGUGUGGUUUAUGAACUGUGUUAUGUUAGAUACAUCUCGUCAAUGUUUUCUCAUAGUUAUAUACUCUCACUUUCUCUCUAAAUCUGUGACAUACAUACACAAAUACAACUCCUGCUAUGUUCCAAUCUGCUGUCUCUUUUCCUCUACUCGCUUCCUGCUUCUCUCUCUCUAUCACCCCCUCUCUCUUUCUCUCUCUCUAUCACCCCCUCUCUCUUUCUCUCUCUCUCUCUAUCACCCACUCUCCACUGGUACUGCAGUGUGUGUGUGUGUGAGAGAGAGAGAGAGAGAGAGAGAGAGCAUGUGUGUGUGUGAGUGUGUGCCAUCAAUCAAAAGCAUUGAAGGCCAGAUAAGCACACACACAUACAGCCAGAUUUCUUUUUUGAUGUUUGUGCCUGAUGUCAGAGCCAGUAUUAUUUUAUUUGAAUUUAAUUUCUUAUGAAAGAAUAUGUUGUUUUUUUUAAUAAAAAAAAAUGUAAACAAUGGUAUCUAUUGUUUUUAGACAAAUAAUUGUUAUUUAAUUCAAUGUACUGUAUUCUUUUUGGUUAUAGUUCUUUGAUAUUUUAUGAGAUUUGUUUUGCACUGACAUAUUUUGAAUAUAUUUAUUUUUUCGGUGUUCAUGAUCUAAUGUCUUUCUGACUAUUGCAGAAACUAAUUCAGGCCGGAGCGCAUAGGAGUGCAAUACUUUGUCAUUUGUUUAUGUGUGUGCAGUCCCUGUUGUGCUGUGAACGUAGAGUUAUGCAGCAGAUACAGCGACAGUGUGGCCAAAUCCUGACCCUUGACCCGGAAGCAAUUUCACCACAGCCCUCACCCCAUGUAAAACAUUUGACCUCAUGUCAAAGAGGACCUGUACCUUCCCUUGUGUAUGCAAGCUGUUCCUGGUGUGACCCCCCCUUGUGGCAGUUUUUGACUAGUUUUAAAGGAACACAGAGCCGAACACCACCCUGCCCCCUCCAAUUAACUACAACCUCCACUGUAUCUCUGCUUUUUGCUGUUUAGCUUGUAACUAUGGAAACCCAAGUAACGAGAUUUCCUCCUCUCCUUCCUCUCCCUCUUCUUUCCUCCUGUCCCCAAAUGGACGAAUCCUUCUGACAAUGGUCAGAGAUGCAGCCCUCGUAUCCCUCCCCCAAAUGCCCACAACAUCUGCCCACCAACCUUGUCCGUCACGUCCUAGCCGUGCUGAGAUCCAUACAGUAGACUCUAGAGCCAUUUAUGCAAGCCUGUGUUGUGUGUGUCCAGAAUUGCUUGUGACCCUUGAACCUAUUCUGAGUGAUAUACUGUAAAUAGAAUGGGGAAGGAGUGUAAUGAAACUGACCCUCUGUAACAUAAGAUGUACCAAUAACUUCCUAUGAAUGUAAGAUAGAUAGAGGUGAGUGGCUGUGUGGAAAUGAAGUCAUUAAAUAUAACAAUGAUAAUUUUA